AUCGGUUUAUUAUUAUCUCACACAUUCUCAGCCAAUCAAAUUGAAGUGAAGAAGACCUGCCCACUUUCGAACCAAUCAACGAGGAGUAGUGUGGAAUGGCGUGAAGGUCGACUUAUUGCACGCUAAACCGAACAACGUCGACAGAUAACGGAACAAUUUCUCCUGAAACACACAGAAAAUAUUUUCCCUUCACUUCCAUUACUCGUAAUUAAUUGUCUUCCAUCUUUGAAAAAUGUCUACGAAGAUGAAGGAAGCAAAAAAAUGGAAUGUUUCUUGUUCUCAUAUGGCUGAACAAUCUGUUAACCCCAUUCGUAACUUGGUUGACAGUAUGCACAUUACACCAAAUCCUGACAAAGAUAUGAUUGCACUGUCAAUAGGAGAUCCCACUAUAUUUGGAAAUCUACCAUACUGUGAAACAGCCGAGAAUGCUGUAAUUGAAGCUAUAAAAGGCAGAAAAUCAAAUGGUUACACAGCUUCAGUAGGUUAUGAGAGUGCAAGAACUGCUAUAGCAGAAUAUUCAUCUACACCCACAUCAGAAGUUUCAGCUAAGGAUGUGAUAUUGUGUAGUGGUUGUUCCAGUUCUUUAGAUCUGUGUAUUAGUUGUUUAGCUAAUCCUGGCCAGAAUAUAUUAAUACCAUUACCCGGAUUUUCUAUAUAUAAAACAUUAGCUGAAUCACUGGGCAUUGAAGUCAGACAUUACAAAUUAUUGCCUGAAAGAAGUUGGGAGGUAGAUUUAGAUCAUAUUGAGGAGUUGAUAGAUGAUAAUACAGCAUGUAUUAUAGUUAAUAAUCCAUCUAAUCCAUGUGGAUCAGUGUACAAUAAAAAACAUCUACAAGAUAUACUAGAAAUAUGUCAACGUAAUAAACUCCCUGUUAUUGCUGAUGAAAUUUAUGAACAUUUUGUAUUUUCUGGUGCUAAGUAUUAUCCUUUGGCUUCAUUAACAGAUUCUGUACCAAUAUUGUCAUGUUCGGGACUAACAAAGAGAUUUCUGGUACCCGGAUGGAGAAUGGGCUGGGUUAUUGUACAUGACAGGAAUGAUAUCCUGAAAGAUAUAAAACGAGGAUUGGUGAAGCUUUCACAGAGAAUACUUGGACCAAAUACUUUAGUACAAGCAGCUAUUCCAACUAUAUUAAAAGAGACACCAACAGAUUUCUUUACAGAAACACUUGUACACAUGAAGAAUAAUGCUGAUACGUUCUAUUCCCGUUUGUCUGCAAUAAAUGGUUUAACACCAGUAAUGCCACAUGGAGCUAUGUAUAUGAUGGUUGGAAUUGAUAUAAAGACAUUUCCAGAAUUUCCAACAGAUAUAGAGUUUGUUGAAACUUUGGUCAAAGAACAGAGUGUAUUCUGUCUUCCCGCAAGUUGUUUUCAGUAUCCCAACUUUUUCCGUAUAGUGCUAACAGUUCCUGAAACAAAGGUGGAUGAGGCUUGUAAUAGAAUACAAGAAUUUUGUAAGAAAUAUUAUGCUGCACCGAAUGGUAUGAAUGGUCAUGCAUAAAGUAUUCUGUUUCAAACAGAUGGUGUAAAAAAUAAAUCUUUAAUAUUCAGUAUUUUGGUACCUGCUUAUAAGUUUAUGUAAAAAAGCAGUUUUAGAUAGCCCCUUGAUCUGAUAAUCAAUAUGUUGAAUAGGAUAUCAAUACUUGAUCUCAAAUAUUUUUGUAGCCAGCAUUGGUACAUGCUAUUCAGGUACCAUAAUCAUGAUCUGUAUCUUAAUCUUUAGGAAAUUUAAAUUCCUUUUAUAUUAUAUUCAUGUAGCUCAUUUGAAAAAAGAUGUAAUUUUAUUCCUGACUGUUAUUUUAGUGAUAAUUAAUUUUAAAUUACAUUGUGUUGAGAUACUAAAAUGGAGGGGGGAGGGAAAUGUAGCAAUUGUGUAUAAAUAACCCAUUUUAAUCCAUAAUAUUUGACUUUGUGCUUCCUAAUUUUAUUGAUUUAAUAUAUUUUUCUCUACUAAAAAUAUUAUGAAUGGUUGUGGAGUUAUUGUUAAAUCUUUGUGCCUUAUACUGACAAGUAUUAAUAUGACAAAGUAUUAAAGAUAUAACUUCAUAAUUUAUUGGUGCUCAAUAAUCCUUUUCUUUAUAUAAAUUUAACAGAAAAUAAGGCUAUAGUAAUCUAGACCUUUAAAACAAGAUCACUAUUGAUAGAAAUAAAUGAUCUGUUAGGUGUUUAGUAACCAUAAAGAUUUGAAGUGUGAAUUUGUCAGAAAGUAGUGUGAAAUUCAGAUGAUUGUAACUUAGGAUUGAUCAAGUUUAGUAAUUUUUGGACAAAUGAGCUUUUUAAUUAAGACAACUAAUUAUUGUGUAUGUUAUGAGAGUCUACCUUUUAUCAUUACGGAAGUGCCUCAAUUAAGUAUUCUUUUAAAAUUAUAUGCAAAUUUACUGUUUACAGAAAUAUAAAAAGAAAAAUUUGAAUUUUAUUAGAUUAUGGUAGCUAAUGAUGAUUUGGUCACCUCACUAUAGAAUAUUCAUUUAUUAAAGCAGCUAAUAUCUACAAUUAUUUAUUUGAAUAUUUAAUCAUAUUAUACUCUCAUACUACAAAGAGUGUAUUAGCUUUAAUAUUAUUAUCAGUAUAGCUUUAGGUUUAACUUUUGUUAAUUAAUAUUAUAUAUAUUGUGUUGUUAAGUUUUGUUUUAAAUAAGAUAACUAUGAAGGAUAAUAAUUAAACGAAACAAUAGGUUUAUUCCAAGUUUGUGUGCAAAUUCAAAAUUUUCAAAGAACUUUGUUUUGUUAAGACAGGGAUAAGAGAACAAUAUAAAAGAUAAUGACUAGUGAAAUAUUGUUGAUACCUCAUGUGUAUGUAAAUUAGCGAUUGUUAUUCAUAUAACUGUGUUGUGUUAUAUUAUGUUCCGUCUCUAAAUGUCAUUCAAAGAUUAUAAUAAAAAAGAUGUUUUUAUCAACCAAUUGAGGUGUUAAGAAAAGCAAUUGAUAUUUUGUCUGUCUUAUAUUAGAACAUCAUCAUAAUCUAGUAUUCCAGUAUACUCAAACAAUGUGUUUAUGACAGAGGGUAAAUAUUAUUUAUCAUAAAUGUACAUAUGCUUUAGCUAACCUAAUGUCAGCUAAAUAAAGUAUGUUGACAAAUUAAAAUGUAUUUAAUUGAAAAAAAAAUGAAGAAAAUUAAUAACAAACAAAGACUAAUGAAGCUUGGUUAAUUGGACAUUAAAUGAUAAAUCUUACAUAUCUUUCGGAUACAGAUUCUAAUCAUCUUAACUCAUUUAGUUUUACAAGACAGUAAACUAAUUGUUUGACUAUUUUUCAAUUUGCACAUAUAUUGGGAAUACACCUUUAUAUCUCAUAAUAUUACCGGUUAUUAUACUACAGAUCUGAUUUAUUUAUUAAUAUUGUAAUGAUAUUUAUUAUUCACGAUAAGGCAAUAAAAAAGAGAUGACCAGAAUAUAUUUUUGUUUGCAUUUAAAUGUUAGUGAAUCUCAAUUAAGAAUGAGAAAUGUUGACUUGCUUUUGAAAAUAAUACACUUAGCAAACUAUUAACAAUAAAAAAUAAUACAAAUAUUUUUAUAAUUUUCAUAUACACAUGAAACAGUAUAAUUCCAUGUCAGUUCCUUAAUAAUCAUUAUUCAGCCAUCAAGAUUGAUAUUAAUUAGUGCCAAGAGAUAUUAUUAUGUGGUAGCUAUGAAAAAUGUGAUCAUUCCUAAUUUUAAUACUACAGAAAACUAAUAACUGUAGCAAUAAGACAUAUCAAAUAUGUAUAUUUAUUUUUAUAGAAUAUUUAUAUACAAGAAAUGGUAUAAGUAGAUAUAUUUCUUUUUAGACAAUAUUUAGACAUUUGAAAUUAUAAAUAGCAGACUAAAGGGAGAUAACUUUUGCACAACCCAUGGUUUUUUCCUAAGGUGAACAACUGUGGUUUUAGCUGCAUUUAGAUCAUUAUCUAAUUAAUAAGAUAAAAUAUAUCGUAAAAUGUAUAGUUUACAUUAUAUCAAACUCAUUAUGAAUUCCUUAGAACAGAGUCUCUUUUCAUUUAUCAUUGAUCUUGGAGAAUAAAGGGAGAUAAUUGGAUAAUGUCCCCUAUUUUGCCACAGAUAUGACUUAAAUGUCAAUUCUUCUUUUUUUGCCUUGACAUAACUUUUCCUCAAAUUUUCAUUGUACUGAACUCUUUCCACCAUAGAUGUAGCAUCAUGUGUCAGCACCUUGCCAGUAUGAGGCUGAUCAUAGAACUUUUGUAAUACACAAAGAGUUACUAUUUUUUAAUUGUGAUUUAUGUUAUGGAUAAGAUAAAAAAAAUUGUUAUUUCUGUGUAAAUAUUUUGUAUAUAAUACAGUAUUACCGGUGCCUUGUGUGGAUAUACAUUUAUUACAUAAUUCUAUAUAUUAUCAUAAUUUUGAGGGAAUGUUUUAAUUGCUAGUCUGUGCUGUUUGGGAUAAUAUGCAAUAUAUAACAGGAUUAUUUUUGUUUUGAAUAUAUUUGAAUAGUAUUAUAUAUACACUUAUUAUGCUUGAAUAUGUAUAACUUGUUUUAACAAUAAAAAAAAGAAUUCACAAAUUUA
Molecule: messenger RNA, 4494 nt
Organism: Patella vulgata (common limpet)
Lineage: Eukaryota; Metazoa; Mollusca; Gastropoda; Patellidae
Product: tyrosine aminotransferase
Exons: 12
Coding region: 233-1498 (421 amino acids)
Biological process (GO): biosynthetic process; aromatic amino acid metabolic process
Molecular function (GO): pyridoxal phosphate binding; L-tyrosine:2-oxoglutarate transaminase activity
Source: RefSeq, a predicted model, not a curated record